Onychomys torridus (southern grasshopper mouse) is the source of this 246-nucleotide messenger RNA. Its product is annotated as small proline-rich protein 2D-like. The transcript has a single exon. The record is from RefSeq and is a predicted model, not a curated record. Lineage: Eukaryota; Metazoa; Chordata; Mammalia; Rodentia; Cricetidae. Gene Ontology annotation, cellular component: cornified envelope. The coding region runs from base 1 to 246 and encodes 81 amino acids.
AUGUCUUACCAACAACAACAGUGCAAGCAGCCCUGCCAGCCUCCUCCUGUGUGCCCACCCCCACAGUGCCCAGAGCCCUGUCCUCCCCCAAAGUGUCCAGAGCCUUGUCCUCCUCCACAGUGCCCAGAGCCUUGUCCUCCCCCAAAGUGCCCUGAGCCCUGCCCCUCUCAGCCAUGCCAGCAGAAAUGUCCUCCUGUGCAACCUCCUUCACCUUGCCAGCAAAAGUGCCCACCCAAGAGCAAGUGA